AUGGCGCCGCCCCGCCGCUCCUGCGGGCUCCCGCUGCUGCUCCCGCUGGGCCUCGCCUGCGGCCGGCCCCCGCGGGCGGCGGCCGCCGCGGUGAGCCCCGCGCAGCUGCAGGCCCGGCUGCAGCACGCCGCCGACUCGGGCGCGCAGGCCUUCACGGUGCCCCCGGGCAGCUACCGCUUCGGCGCGGCGCCGCUGCGGCUGCGCGGCGCCCGCGGGCUGUCGAUCCGGGCCGGCGGCGCGACGCUGUGGUUCGAGGUCGGCGGGGGGCUCGAGAUCUCGGAGUCCGAGAACACAUCACCGUGA
Molecule: messenger RNA, 303 nt
Organism: Prorocentrum cordatum
Lineage: Eukaryota; Dinophyceae; Prorocentrales; Prorocentraceae
Source: the annotation of a GenBank genome assembly